Onychostoma macrolepis is the source of this 3479-nucleotide messenger RNA. RefSeq lists its product as uncharacterized. Bases 264 to 1412 code for a protein of 382 amino acids. The transcript is spliced from 5 exons. The record is from RefSeq and is a predicted model, not a curated record. NCBI's taxonomy places the organism in Eukaryota, Metazoa, Chordata, Actinopteri, Cypriniformes, Cyprinidae.
CAAUAUGCAUACAGUAUCAAAAAAACAUUUCUAAACGAAGGAAACUUUUUCACUUAGAUGUCAUCUACUGUAUAUUAACUUUUGCUUUAUCACCUCCUCAAGCGUGUUCUUCCCCUCACUAAACACCAACACCAAUCCAAAAUCAAUCAUAUCAAAUAUCAAAUAUCGCUUCCAUCACGUGGUUUCUGACAACUCAAGCCUCUUUGUGAAUUAAGUGGCUCUGCUCGAUUCAUGCUGGAUCUUCUGUCAUCGCUAAACUCAGUAUGAAGGACCUUGGUUUAAUCUUUCUGUUCCCAUUAUUGGUAAACGUGGUGUCUGGCAUUGAGACAGAUGUUGUGGUGUCAGUAUCUGUGAUUUUGGGAGAUGCUGUCACUCUACAGACGGAAGUUACUCAAAUACAAAGUGGCGUGAUUGAGUGGAGGUUUAGAGGACAUCGCAUUGCCAUAGUCGACAGUGACUCCAAUAAGAGAGUACAGGCUAAUGUUACUGAGGAAUUCAGACACAAACUGCAGCUGGACAAUCAGACCGGAGAUCUCAAGAUCAGAAACAUCAGAACUGAAAACAUUGGACUGUAUAAACUUGACAUCUACAGUGCCAGAGGGUCAUCAGAAAAGACCUUCAAUAUCAGCGGUGUGGCGUCGGAUGGAGUGAAGGUCAUGACGGUGAUGGAGAGAGACUCUGUCGUUCUACCCUCAGGUCUAUCUAAAAUACAGAGAGCAGAUCAGAUAACCUGGAAGUUUAAAGGCAUGCUCAUAGCUGAAAUAAAACAGACAGCUGGAAUCUUCUCUACAUAUGAUGUUCUUGAUGGGAGAUUCAGAUACAGACUGCAUCUGAACAAUCAGACUGGAUCGCUCAUCAUUACUAACGUCAGACCCUACGUCUCUGGACUUUAUGAAAUAAACAUCAGCAAGAGCAGCAGCAGAUACACAACGCACAAGACAUUCAAUGUGACUUCUAUCGAUGGAGAGAACAGGCUGUCGGUGAUGGAGGGAACUUCUGUCAUGCUACAAUCUGGUGUUUCUGAAAUACACAGAGAUGACGUGAUCGAAUGGAGGUCUGAGCAUGGAGACUCUAUCAUAGCAAAAAUCGAUGGAGGGACAAAGAACUUCACUACAUUGGAUGGAGCUGAUGGGAGAUACAGCGACACACUGGAGCUGGACAGUCAGACCGGAUCUCUGACCAUCAGGCACAUCAGAACUAAACACGCUGGACUUUAUCACCUCGAUAUCACCGGCAACCGGCGCACAAUAUUCAAGAGAGUCUUUAUUUCUGUCUGUCCACAGAAUUGGUCUCGAUAUGUUAUGGUCAUAAUUGUUGUUGCUGUUUUGCUGUUGGUCGUGAUUGGAGCUGCUGUUGUGAUUCGUUGUCGUCAAACGCAAAAUGGCAAGUAUUAUAAACAGCUGAUAUAUUAAGCGGAGCAUUUGAGAUUUACUAUGUAACAGAGACUUUGAAGAUGAAAAAAUCCUUUAAAUAUAUGUUUAGUUGGGCUCGCUGCCAUCAGGGGGAAUCCAAUAUCAGGUAUAAGAUGCUGUUUGCUCCAUUAUUUUCAACAUAAUAAAACUGUGUUUUUGCUGACUGUUUUUGAGGAAUUUACAUGUGACACUACUGUCCAAACUGGUGCUCAGAUUGUCAAAUGUGUGAAACCCUGUUCACAACUUCCUCAAAUGCAGACUUUUUGGAGAAAUGAUACCAGUCUUGUCAACGUUGUCUUAUUUAAUGUUAGUUUUGGACACAUUUUCAGACUGAGAAUUUCAACAUCUCAAAAAGACCCUUAACUGAGUGUUCCUAAUCGUAUCUGAUGUGUUUCUCUUGUUUCUCUUGUUUUUUGUGUGUUUUUCAGUUAAUGGCUCUGUAAUAUGAGAGCGAUGUUUUGCAUUCUUUUGGGUGCCGUGAUCAGAUGUCUGUCCAACUCCACUGAAGGUGGAAAUGAAAUCCAGCUAAAACUAUGCACCAAGCCUCAACCAGCUUUUGAAGGAUUUUUUGUUUGUUUGUUUGGUUUUUUAUGGUACUAUGACCUUUUCAAAAGGAAUAAUUUCAUUUAUUAAAAUAAUGUUUUUUGUUUUUUUUAUGUCCAUAUUGAUCAAUAUUCAAGCACUAAUGAUUUGUGGUUUUAUUAGUUUGACUGACAAGAGAAUGUUACUGUACUGUACAAUUUCCGCACACAUUUAUAUGCAAUAUUAAAUAGAACAUGAUGCUAGAAACGUAACUGAAAACUGAAUGCAAUCCGAGUCAUUUUGUGUUAUCUCUAAAAUACUUUUAGCUUUCUUCCGCAGCCAAGUAAAACAGUUCCUUAAAGUCAAGCAGGUUUUUAGGAAAAUCUUAAAUCGCUAUAAACUGUGAAUUUGUUUGCCGUUAAAUGUUGUGUGAGUUUAUUAUCUGAAAUAACGGUGUAAUGAGCUGUUCCUGAAUGAUUUAAAAGCUUGACCUUUAACAUUUUAGGCUUCUUUGGACAUAAUGAUCUAAAGAUUCAUAGUAGAAACCUGUCUGUGUGACUUCUGUGUAUCUCUUUUAUAUUACUUUUUAUGUUGUUGUGUGGUGUCAUGUCUUUACAAGUACAUUAGAAACUACUAUCUAUCUAUCUCAGGGUAUGCCUUGCUUUCAUAUAGUAACACUCGUUGAAUUUAUGCUGGUCAAGGUCUGUAUAUUUAAAGCUGGUUUAAUUUUGAUAUUUUAUUUUGAAAAACAAUUAAGGGGAGACACUGCAGGCAAAAACACUGUUUUUUCAUGCACCUGUCAAUUUUGAGAUUUUGGGCUUUUUGGUUUUUCAUAAAGUGUUUUUUCAGACUAGUAGAACGAAAACAUCCAAAAGACACUGUUAAGUGUUUCUUUUAUAGCACUUUAUCUAUUUGUGUCAAUAGAUUUCAAUUACAAUACAUAUUUUUAAAGGCCGUUUUCACAAAAUGAGUUUUUUCUCCUACACUGAGCCAUAAAUCUCCACUUCAGUAGCACUUACAGACACCAAACUUCACAUUUUUAUUCCUGUCUAUAUCCUGAAGGUUUUUACAGAGGGAUUUGUUCAUAUAUAAUUUGCUUGAUUAUAUACAACAUUUUAAUUCCCCCAAAAUUUUCAAAAUAUAGUGUUUUCUGUCUGUUCUAAGUAUUUUCUGAAUUAUGGAGUGACAAAAUGAGAUAUCCAAAAUUCCCUCUGUAAAAACUUUUGACUGUAAUAUGUCAAAAAAAUGAAACAAGAAUUUUGAAACUGACUUCAUCCAGUGUUUAGAUUUUUGUACUAGAAAUGUAUGCAAAUUAGUGCAUAUUUCAUUAAAUAAUGCCUCAUUUGCAUAUUUAAACCUAACAUUUUAGAAAACUAGUAAUACAAAAAAUGUUUGCAAUUAUCAAUGUAAUCAAUCAACUAGGUAAGUAAGGCGAUAACUAUUAGUAAAAAAAAUUACCCUAUUCACCUGCAGUGUCUUGCCUUAAAUUAAAUUAUCUUUAUAUGUUCAUGUGAUAAAUGUCAAUAAAUACAGGUCUGAUUUAUA